Diceros bicornis minor is the source of this 753-nucleotide messenger RNA. Its product is annotated as olfactory receptor 13D1-like. Bases 1 to 753 code for a protein of 250 amino acids. Gene Ontology annotation, molecular function: olfactory receptor activity; G protein-coupled receptor activity. Gene Ontology annotation, biological process: G protein-coupled receptor signaling pathway. NCBI's taxonomy places the organism in Eukaryota, Metazoa, Chordata, Mammalia, Perissodactyla, Rhinocerotidae. The record is from RefSeq and is a predicted model, not a curated record. The transcript has 2 exons. Gene Ontology annotation, cellular component: membrane.
AUGGAGAUAGGGAAUUACUCAGCCGUGACUGAAUUCUUUCUGGAGGGACUUUCCCAAUACCCAGAGCUCCAGCUUUUUCUGUUCGGGCUCUGCCUCAUCAUGUACCUGAUAAUCCUCCUGGGAAAUAGCCUCCUCAUUAUCAUCAGCAUCCUAGAUUCUCACCUCCACACCCCCAUGUACUUCUUUCUUGGAAACCUCUCAUUCUUGGACAUUUGUUACACGUCAUCAUCCAUUCCUCCGAUGCUUGUUAUAUUUGUGUCUGAGAGAAAAUCCAUCUCGUUCAUUGGCUGUGCUCUGCAGAUGGUUGUCUCCCUUGGUUUGGGCUCCACCGAGUGUGUCCUCCUGGCUGUGAUGGCCUAUGAUCGGUAUGUGGCCAUCUGCAACCCACUGAGGUACCCCACCAUCAUGAACAGGGUGCUGUAUGUGCACAUGGCUGCGUGGUCUUGGAUUAUAGGCUGUCUGACCUCUCUUUUGCAAACAGUUAUGACAAUGAUAUUGCCUUUCUGUGGGAAUAAUGUCAUUGAUCAUACUACCUCCCACCUAACCGUGGUCAUCUUGUUCUAUGGUUCAGCCCUUUUUAUGUACAUGAAGCCCAAGUCAAAGGACACAAACACUUCUGAUGAGAUCAUUGGGCUGUCUUAUGGAGUGGUAACCCCGAUGUUAAACCCCAUGAUCUACAGCUUAAGGAAUAAAGAGGUGAAAGAAGCUGUGAAGAAAGUCCUGAGCAGACUCAUGCAUUUAUUGAAAACAUGA